Molecule: messenger RNA, 1750 nt
Organism: Poecilia latipinna (sailfin molly)
Lineage: Eukaryota; Metazoa; Chordata; Actinopteri; Cyprinodontiformes; Poeciliidae
Product: zinc finger protein OZF-like
Exons: 1
Coding region: 22-1506 (494 amino acids)
Biological process (GO): regulation of transcription by RNA polymerase II
Molecular function (GO): RNA polymerase II cis-regulatory region sequence-specific DNA binding; DNA-binding transcription factor activity, RNA polymerase II-specific
Source: RefSeq, a predicted model, not a curated record
CAAUGGACUGAAGAGAAUCAGAUGGAACCAGAUCCAAUACAGUGGAUUAAAGAGGAAGAGGAGGACACAGCACUGAUGGAAGAAGAAAAGGAGGAAAUAAAGUUUUCAUCGGCUAAAGAAAAACAGAAAAAAACAGAACCUUCACUGAUAGAAAAACAGGAGAACCCAGACACUCAUAGGAUUAAAGAAGAAGAGGAGGAGCCAGAAUUUCCACUGACAGAAGAACAGGAGAAACAAGAACUACAGAGGAUUAAAGAGGAAGACCAGGACACAAAACACUCAAGUUUGGAGGAGGAAAAUGAAGAACCAACAUCUUUAUGGGUUGAAGAGGAACAGAAGAAACCAGAAACCCCACUUAUUAAAGAUCAGGAGGAUGUAGAAUCUAAAUGGAUUAAAGAAAAAGAAGAGCCAUAUUCAAUACUGAUAGUUGAAGUAAAGGAAGAAACAGAUUCUUCAUGGAUUAAACAUGAACAGCAGAAACUGGAACAUUUUCCAACUGGGCAGGACCAGAAGGACGGCUGCAGCAGUGAGGAGGGAGAGCAGGAACAGUCCGUUGCUUUGAUGGAGACUCCUCUUCAGGAAGUCUCCAGGAAAAGAGCUGGAGAACCAAGAACCGAGCAGUGUUCAUUUCAUCCGUCUUCUACAGACAGCACACAUCAGGAAGGAAGCAGCUCCACAGUGUUAGAGAGUCAGUCUCAUGCUGACACAAAGAAUAUGUCUUUAAAAUGUGAAAUUUGUGAACGAGUAUUUAAGAAGAGGUUUAACUUGAAAGAGCAUUACAAAACCCACACUGGGGAGAGACCUUUUUGUUGUGAAACAUGUGGGAGACGUUUUUCUCGAUUCAGUAUUUUAAAAGUUCACAAGCAAACUCAUACAGGUGAGAGACCUUUUUCUUGUGAAACAUGUGGGAAAACAUUCUUGCGAAUUUAUAAUUUAAAUCUUCAUCAGAAAGUUCAUAGUGGUGAGAGGCCUUUUUCCUGUGACACGUGUGGAAAAUCUUUCUCUCGUAUUGAUAAUUUAAAUCUACAUAAGAAAAGGCAUGCAGAUGAGAGGCCUUUAAAAAAUCAGGCAAGUGAGAGGCCUUUCUCUUGUGAAACAUGUGACAAAAGUUUCUCUCGAAUUGAUCAUUUAAAAGCUCACAAGAACAUUCACACAGGUGAGAGACCUUUUUGUUGUGACGCUUGUGGAAAAGCUUUUUCUCAUAUUGGCAAUUUAAGUAUUCAUAAGAAAGUUCAUACAGGUGAGAGACCUUUUUCUUGUGAAAUGUGUGGGAAAGGCUUUAUAAAUAGUUCGAACUUGAAUGUUCACAGGAGAACUCACACGGGUGAAAGACCUUAUUCAUGUGAAGUAUGUGGGAAAGCUUAUUUUAUCCGCAAUCACUUAAAUGUACAUCAGCGAACCCACACAGGUGAGAGGCCUUUCUCAUGUCAAAUAUGUGGCAAAGGUUUCAUUGAAAAUAGGAAACUGAAUUAUCACAUGAAAAGAAAGCACAGAAGUAAGAAAUAGUCAUUUGACUCUCACUGGUUAACAGUAAAUAUUUAGAAUUUUCUUAUUAGUUUGUUUUUUAGUAAUAUAUUAGCAAAGGAAAAAAUACUAAUGAAGCUUAAACCUGAGUAGGAGUGAAGUUGAUGUGUUGGGUUGUUUUGUGGGGUGACUCUGGCUCAUUGGGUAUUUUUGCAAUUGGAAGGUUUUUGGUUUUUAAAGUUUCAAGUUGUAAUUUUAUAAUAAAUGUUGAAUUUAAACACUUUAA